Suillus paluster is the source of this 756-nucleotide messenger RNA. RefSeq lists its product as uncharacterized. NCBI's taxonomy places the organism in Eukaryota, Fungi, Basidiomycota, Agaricomycetes, Boletales, Suillaceae. The transcript has 2 exons. The coding region runs from base 1 to 756 and encodes 251 amino acids. The record is from RefSeq and is a predicted model, not a curated record.
AUGUCUUCUCCCCACUCUCCCUUGGGCCCAAGAUCCACAGAAUCCCCCAAUGCAAUAAAUGUCAAUAGCCCAAACUACAUUGCAGAACUGGGUGAAGUCCCCUCACACAACCCCCCUCGUGGCCAUACCUAUGCCCCUAACCAUGGUGGUCAAGGUGGGCAUCACCACCAUAACCAUGGUGAUAAUCCCAAUCGCUCCUACCAUUGCGAAUCGAGCGAUGACACUAUGAGCGUCUUCUUGCAAUCCCCUCUCUUGCAGCCCCCUUAUGUACCAGCCUCUCGCCUUGCAGAGGAACUAGCCAUUAAAAAGGAGGCAUACACCUUUACUGCCCAGGUCAAAGCAGACCACAAAAAGAGACUUUCCAGUCAACUCCAGCACAACCACCACCUCACUCUAGAUAAUCAGAGACAAAAGCGCUACAGUAACCAACAAUCUCAUACCCCUGCAAUUAAGCAACAUGCUCCUGCUCCCAUGACUACCUCUCAAAUCAUUGUGGAUGCCAUCAACACCCCUGUAAAUAAUCCUAACCCUGUCCCUGUUGAUACCGCUCCCACUGUGGAUUCUGGCCCUGAUGUCCUUGACAUCAUUGUGAGAGCUGAAGAGCUUGAUUUGAGGCAUAGCACCCACCUCCAUGGUGUUGCUAAUGAGGACUUCUUUGGUAGAGCCCUUAUUACUGGCCUUGUCCUAACAAACCUCCUGACAAUGAUCCUCUUGCUAGCUGCCAUGAACUCAAUGGGCAUAACUUCUACUAGCUAG